This is a messenger RNA of Colletotrichum costaricense, 1323 nucleotides long. Its product is annotated as WD domain-containing protein. Bases 1 to 1323 code for a protein of 440 amino acids. Gene Ontology annotation, cellular component: nuclear pre-replicative complex. The transcript is spliced from 2 exons. Gene Ontology annotation, biological process: DNA-templated DNA replication; rRNA processing. Gene Ontology annotation, molecular function: protein binding. The record is from RefSeq and is a predicted model, not a curated record. Lineage: Eukaryota; Fungi; Ascomycota; Sordariomycetes; Glomerellales; Glomerellaceae.
AUGUUAUCGGAAGAAUUCUACUCCUGUAUCUGCGGCCCGCCUAUUGCGGCAAACACGGCCGUAUCCAAAGAUAUCGGCAUCUACGCCCAUACUCUUAGCCCCAGCUACACCGUCAAGUCAACUCUCAAGAGAAGUGCUACCCCGGCCCACUGCUUAGCUAUCAGUGACUCGCAUGUCUUUGCCGCCCAGCACGAAAAGUCCCAGGUUCACGUCUACUCAAGAUCGCGGGGCAUCCAAGAAACAGUCGUUACCUUUCCAGAACGCAUUCGGAGCUUGGCGUUGAUUGACGAUGUCUUGGCGUUAGGCACCUCCGAGGGCAGGUUGAUCCUGUGGGAGACAUGCACUGGUCGCCAGCUGGUCACACCACCUUGCCACGUCCAAGCCGUUUCGUGUCUGGCCGUCACGCCCUAUCACAUCCUUACAGGCUCCGAAGAUUCCAACAUUCAUGUUUGGACAAUCUCCCGUCUGCUAGAGCUAGAUGCUUCUGUGGAGAGUGAGCCGGACCGUACGCUCGCCAACCACAGGGCUGCCAUCACAUCGCUCGCUGUCAGUGGUAGUGUCAACCCGGAAACCAACAUUUGCGUCUCGUCCAGCAAAGACAAGACUUGCAUCAUCUGGAACUAUCAAACGGGCGAUGUUCUACGUACACUAUUGUUCUUCACGGCUCCGCUGUGCGUUUCCAUGGAUCCCUGCGGUCGUGCCGUCUUCGUUUCAUCUGAGGACAGGGCUCUCUACCUCGUAGAGCUCUUCGGUGAGAAGCCGCUCAUUGGUCCGAAUAGCACUGAAUCAUCGUCGACUGUCGUUCAAGUCAAUUCACCGAUUGGAGUUGCUGAUGAAGAUGCUGGUUCGGCUUUGUGCUUGGCACCAAACCAUGAUGGCACAACAAUCUUAUCCGGUCAUGCAAAAGGCAAAAUCUUGCAAUGGCAGCUGGCCGAAAACGGUCACCCCACAGAGUUGACAGACCUCAAUGCCUCUGUGACGAACUUGGUGUUUCCGCCAUUGCUGAAAACACCUCGACCCACAAAAGCUGUUGCAGUUGUCAAGCCCACUCAGACCGAGCGGCAAUUCACCUUUACAUCUCAACUAAACACAAGUCUCGAACAAGAGACGAGAUUCGGCAAGAUGCUCAAUGGCUUUGGUUUGCCUGAUGAUGCGCUCGAGGCCGCCAUUCUUUCGUUCCAGGAGUCUCAUGCACAACAAUGUGCCACGGAUGAAGAGGCUCAGCAAGAGACUGAAGAGUUGUGGGAUAUUAUUAACGAGCAACGGGCGCUACACAAGCUGGCUAUGCAGCCGUAUCACGAAGCCAAAUCAUCUCAUACCUGA